GCAACUCCAUAAUCCCGCCGCCUUCGUAAAUUGAAUUGUCUCUGGACGCCUAACUUUCGAUGAUGAUGUUCCUCUUUCUCCAUUCGUUACGAACCAAUGAAUCAACCUUGCGGGUGUUAACCUCCUCCGCGCUCAUUCUUUCAUUCCUUUUCUCGGAGCGGCCAGCUGCUUCCGCCACCGGUAUGACUAGCGACACCGACGACCUACCCGCACUCCUCUCUAUCAAGGCUCAUUUGCACCCUUCCGCUUCCUUGUCCUCAUGGGACAGCCACAACUCCAGCACUGCAUUCUGCCAGUGGCCGGGGGUGACAUGUGGUAACAGCCAAAACCCCGGAAGGGUGACUUCCCUGGACUUGGCCAAUCUUGGCCUCACGGGCUCCAUAUCUCCCGACAUCGGCAACCUGACCUUCCUCAGGAGCCUCAACCUCUCUCUCAACAGCCUACAAGGCCAGCUGCCGCCGGAGCUUGGCCGUUUGUCCCACCUCGAGUCUCUCCUUCUGAGACGAAACGCUCUCGAAGGCAGAAUUCCUGGCACCCUCGCCAACUGCUCCAGCCUGUGGCGGAUAAGUCUAGGUUCCAACAGGCUCGCCGGUGAAAUCCCGGCAGAGCUUGGUGCACUCCCCAAGCUCCAAAUCCUUAGCCUCCAUUACAACGACAUCGGCGGGAGAAUCCCUGCUUCCCUUGGGAACCUCUCGUCGAUGACUCACAUCGAUCUCGUCGGAAACAGAGUGACGGGCACCAUACCCCCGAGUCUAGGAAGACUCCAAAGCUUAGUGCAUAUCUCUGUCACCGGGAACUCACUGACAGGGGCGAUCCCCGCCAACAUUUUUAACAUGUCGUCCCUCUGCUACUUGUACGUAGGGUAUAACCAGCUCUCUGGAACACUGCCACCUGACAUGGGCAACACGCUUGUCAAUCUCCAAGUACUUCAAGCAUUUGGUAACACUCUCGAAGGUCCGCUUCCUAUCUCACUGCCAAAUGCUUCCAGGCUUACAGAAAUCGUUCUGCCAUAUAACAGACUUAGUGGCCCUCUGCCUCGGGAUAUAGGCAGACUAAGAUAUCUCUCUUCGUUGAGUCUUCGUGACAAUAGAUUGGAAGCAAAGAAAGCAGAGGACUGGGAGUUCCUCGCUUCCUUAGCCAACUGCAGCAAUCUCCGAACUCUGGAUCUGGGAUGCAACAAGCUGGCGGGGACUCUGCCCGCAGCUAUAUCCAAUCUAUCGACACAAUUGAGAUGGCUUGGGUUGGGAGGAAAUGAGAUCCAUGGAAGUAUUCCUGCAGGGAUAGGGCGUUUCACCCACCUCCACAGGCUUCACUUGGAUCAGAUGGCCCUCGCAGGUGACAUUCCUGCAGCCAUCGGCAAGCUUCAGAAUCUGCACAUCUUGUCCCUGAACGGUAAUCGAUUGUCGGGAGUUCUUCCGUCCACUGUUGGCAACCUUACCCAGCUGGAAAGACUAUACUUGAACGAUAACAGCUUGCAGGGAGAGAUUCCCAAGAGCUUUCACAACCUGCAACGGUUGACAGUGUGUGAUUUGUCAUUCAACGAGCUUGAGGGCAGCAUUCCUAAAGAACUAGCGGAGCUUUCCUCCUUGACUCGAUACCUCAACUUGUCGCAUAACUUGUUGACAGGGCCUUUACCAUCAGAAUUUGGAAGCUUGAAGAAUCUUCAAGUGUUGGAUAUAUCAGAUAACAGACUAUCUGGAGAAAUUCCAAGCACCUUAGGAGAAUGUCAAGUCUUGCAGUACCUCUACCUGCAAAGGAACCACCUUCAAGGAACAAUUCCAGACUCUCUAAGUAGUCUAGGCGGCAUACAAGUGUUGGAUCUCUCCUGCAAUUACUUAUCAGGACCCAUCCCACUGACCUUCGAGCGACUCCAACACAUGAAGUUUCUUAAUCUUUCGUUAAACGAUCUCCAAGGCCAAGUGCCAGACCAAGGGGGUUUCAAGAACGCCAAUUUGUACUCAGUCGCUGGGAAUGAAAAGCUGUGUGGAGGAAUCCAAGAGUUACAUUUGCAGCCAUGUUCCAGACUUGUUCUGGGAAAGAAGUGUGGGUUUCCUGCAGUUAGAUCACUCAUCUCAUUUGUGUUUAUUGUGUCACUACUUGUCCUGUCUCUAGGUAAAGCUUCUUCUUACCUGGUCCGCAAGCAAAGAACGAGGAUCUACAUGGCUGCAGGUCCAUCUAAAAGACAGACAUCCAUCUUAGAAGUGAGACCAGGAGGAAGAAGUAUGUAACUUUAUUGAUCUAAUUCUGGGUACAUGUAAAAUAUAUGACGAUCAUAUCAAGGGAUAUAGAUCCCUUUUAUGUAGUAGCUUUUAACACGCCACUACAAACUUAAGAUGAUUUAGUGGAAA
This is a messenger RNA of Musa acuminata AAA Group (dessert banana), 2348 nucleotides long. Its product is annotated as receptor kinase-like protein Xa21. Bases 60 to 2228 code for a protein of 722 amino acids. Lineage: Eukaryota; Viridiplantae; Streptophyta; Magnoliopsida; Zingiberales; Musaceae. The record is from RefSeq and is a predicted model, not a curated record. Gene Ontology annotation, molecular function: protein binding. The transcript is spliced from 2 exons.